Molecule: messenger RNA, 4959 nt
Organism: Volvox carteri f. nagariensis
Lineage: Eukaryota; Viridiplantae; Chlorophyta; Chlorophyceae; Chlamydomonadales; Volvocaceae
Exons: 35
Coding region: 1-4959 (1652 amino acids)
Source: RefSeq, a predicted model, not a curated record
AUGGCCUCGCCCGCCACCCUAGUGCGCCAGUCGCUGCGGGACGUCGCUGGGAAUACAGACCAGGGGGACUUAUUAUCUGCAGCCGCAGCCUUUUUCAAAUGGCGCCAGGCGGCUCUGAAGGCCAACUUCCGACGUGAACUGGAGGGAAUACUUGAAGAAGUCGCCCAGGAAGAGGAGGCUACCGGCAGAUUGCAGCAACAGCUAAAGCGGACGGAAGAAAGGCUUGACGAGACCGCCCAGGCGCUGUCUAAAGCCACCAGCGACUUCCGUCAGGCGCAGAUCUACAUCGACCAGCUGCGCCUACAAAACGAUGAGCUCUUCCGCGCGCUGGAGGCCGCCGAGGGAUCCUCCAGGGCCCAUUCCGAGCAAGCCCGAGCUGCCGGCCUCAUGCACCAGGAAGAGGUCAAACGCCGCCAGGACGACGCCCGGGUGUCUAAGUUAGAGACCGACUCGCUGCGUGAGCAGUACCAGGCGGCUGUGGCGCAGCAGACGUCCCUCCUGGAGGCGCUGGCGCAGCGGGACAGAGAGGUUGCUGAGGCCAGCCAGGAGCGACUUCACCAUAAAAGGAACGCUGACCGGCUGCAGCAGGAGGAGGUGGAACGGCUGGAGGCUAUCGCUCGUGCGACCGGGGAGCGUGCCGCGGCGGCGGAGGCUCAAGCGGCAGCCCGCUCCGAAACCAUCUCCAAGUUGUACGGCGAGCUCAAUGGUCUGCGAGAGCGGUACCACUUGGAGCUCUCAGAGCUGAAGGCCACCACUCGUUUGUCUUCGGAGCUGGAUGUGGCCCUCACCAACAACACGGACCUGGCGGAGAGGCUGACGGCCGCUGAAGCGGUCAUAUCGCAGCAGCAAGGCCACAUCAGACGUAUCGCUGAGGAGUGUUCCUCCCUGGAGUCCCAGCUCCGUGAGGCCCGGGAGCACCGGGACGCGCAGCACCGCCUCAAUGGGGAGCUGGCCGCCGAGCUGAAGAGGCUGGCGGCGGAGUCGGCACUGAGACCGCUGCUGGUGAUGGAUGCCAAUGGAAAUCUAUCCCCUCCAGAGCCGGCCCCGCCCCCGGCCCCCCCCUCCGCCACCGCCCCCGCUACCUCCCAACUCGAGGCCCAGUCCACUGCCGUACGGGUCAUUCUGGCGGAUAAGGCCUUCGGACUGGGGGCCUUAUGUCAGGCUAUCACGGCACACCCCGGGUCUAUCCAAUCGGUACGUGUCCUGCUGUCCGAGUGCCGGACUCUGGCGGAGGCGCUCAAUGCGGAGGUGGCGGAGGUGGGGGCGCUGCUGGCGGUGAGGCCCUUCGAGGCGGAGGAGCUGUCGCGGAAGCUGCCUGUGUUGCAGGACCGAAUUUCCAAGACGGAGACAUGUCUGGUGGCCGUGCGGGAGGACCUCACACUGAAACAGGUCCACGCGGUGUCGCUCGAGGCCCGCGUGUUAGCCGCGGAGUCCGCUCUGAGGGGAGGCGCCGCACUUCUGCAGGGUUGGAGCGGUAUCCUGGCUCAGGUGGUGGCAGCGGAGGACGGAAGACUGGAACCAGAUGUACGACUGGGGCUCAGGGAGGAACUCAAGGCUCGCGAGGACGCCCUCCACCGCGCGCUGCUGGACCUGGCCGCCACCGCCCCCCCGCUGCUGGGGGGCGACCCCGGCUACGCGGCCGCCCAGGUGGUGAUGCGGGAGGCGGGGAACGCCAUGAUGGACCUGGCGCUGACCCUAGGGGACAGGCUGGUGGACGCCCCCGCCACGCGCACGCGGGUCCUAGCCACCGAGCAGCUGCUCAUGGACCGCGCCGCCCAGCUAGCCCGGUUCAGGGAGGUGCUGGCGGCGGCUCCAGGGGGGAUCGCCGACAUGGUGGAGAGGAUUACGGCGGUCAUACCGGACGUACAGGCCAUAGGGCCCGCGGUGGAGGAGAUGCUACGGUGUGUACGGCACUACCUGGCUGCCGGCAAGGAGCCCGUGGUGGAUGUGGUGGCGCUGCAGGGCGAGGUUCUGAUGCUGCGCGGCCUGGUCCGCACCAAGGACAUGCACAUACAGGCACUGGAGGCCGUGGGAACUGGAAUACGCACCGGCUCGCCCACUCGACGUGUCCAGAAGAUGGUGCCGCUGGAGGCCCUCCACGCGGCAGAGAAGGCUCGCGACACGCUGGCGAGCGAGAAGGCCGCGCUCCAGAACCGUCUGGUCGAUCAGAGGGUGCUCCUGGUGGCGGCGCGGCACCGCCUCGUCAACUACAUGGCCUCGCUGCGUCGCUCCUGCGAGACAGCCGUCGUGUUUUAUCAAUGGCGCGCCACGGCGGCCUGCGUACGGGCCGACCGCUGCCAGGCGGCCAUGGAAGCUGCACAGAAGGAGCAGGCGCGCUCGGAGCAGGAGAUCCAGGAGGAGAGAGAACGCAUGGAGGCGGAGAUGACUGCACUCCGGAGCAGUCACGCCGCAGAGGUUGCAGCGCUGAGCGUGCUGCACACCGCUGAGCUGGCAGCGGUUAAGGCGGCUCAUGCGGUGCAAGUGGAGGCUCUGCGGGAGGCCUACGAGGAGAAUGUACGGCAGCUCAAGGCCAAGGCCCUGGAGUCUCGUGUGGCGGCACUGCACCGCGCCUUCAAGGAGAAGGCAGCUCGUCACAAGGAGUGCCUAGCCACAGCGGUGAUGUACUUGUGGCGCUUCAGGGUCCAAAGACAAGCAUGGCGCUCCUAUGCCUACAUGAAGCGACAAACUCGAAAGAAUUUGGGCGAUCGGCGGCGGCUGGAGAGGGCCUGGCUGGCACUGCGGCUGUGGGCCGCCGGUGCCGCCACACGCAGGGCCCAUGAGGCCAUCGGCGACUACGAGGCAGCCACGGCGGAGGCUCAGGCGGCGAGGGUGGUGGCGGAGGCGGCGCGGGCGACGGCGGACGUGGCGACGGCGGAGGUGGAGGCGGAGCGGGAGCUGCAGCAGCGGAACCUGGCGUUGCUCGGCGUCGACGCUGCCACCGCCACACACGCCUUCGCCUCCGCGCAGGCGGGCAGCAGCAGCAGCGGCAUCCUAGGCGGAUUCGGCUCCGGAACCGGUCCCAACGCUGGUGGCGGUGGCGGUGGUGGUGGCGGUAGAGGAUUUGCAACAGUGGGCACGGACACAGGCCCUGGGCCAGGACCGGACAGUGGCGGCGGCGGCGGCGGUGGCGGCGGCGGAGGAGGUUACUUACUUGUGCCUGGUCAGCGCCCCGAGAAUCCAUUCAUGCUGUACCAACUUCCAACGGUCGAAGUCGGCACCCAGUACCUGCCCAACCCCAACGUGGUGCUGAGCGCUCCCGGGACUCAGACGGGGGCGGCGGCGGAGCACGUGGCGGCGGCGGACGUGGUUGCGGCGGCGCGUGCGGCGGGACUGCAGCCGGGCGCCACCGUCGUGCCGGGGCCCCCGGCCCCCGGGGCCACCAUGGCGAUGUGGGGCAGCUUGGAGGGUCGCGGAGCCAUGCCGCCAGUGGCAGGGCCCAGCCAGGCAGCAAUCAACGCAGCUGCUGCCACGGCAGCAGCAGCGGCGGCGGCGGCGGCGGCUCCGCCCCCUCCGCUGCGACGGGGCCACACCAGCAUCGAUGGCCGGCAGCCGCCGCUGGUGGUGAUGGGGGAACCUACGUCGUUUGGCACGACACGUGCUGCUGCUAGUGGUGGUGGAAGGCUACAGGGAGGGCUGAGAAGCGGCAGCAGCAGCGGCAGACGCGCUCUGUCCAGCGGCCGGACGCCGCCAGCUGGCCGUAGGGAGAGGGGGCCCGGCCGGACAGGCGCCGCCGUACGGCCCAAGGGCCCUCUGUCCUCCGCCGUGGCCUCCCUGGCGGCUCGCGCGCAGCGGCUGACUCGCGCCGUGGACGCCAUCAGCGCCGGAGUGGCGGACACGGCCGCGUUGCUGAGCCCGGGGCGGAAGGUGCUGCAGGUCGGUGGCUCCGAUCCUGUGGGGGAGUCAUCAGGCACUAUCGAGGACAGCUGCGUCGUACGGGAGAUAGACUCCCUGGACGAGCUUCCCGAGCUGCCCGCCGAGAGGCUACCGCUCAGCUCACCCACGCGGCGCGUCCAAGCCGAUGGCAGCCUGGCUGUGCAGUACGGCACGCAGAUCGCGUCCUCAAGUCCCCCGAGGGUUGCCGUACUGGCCGGAGCUCGUCCUCAUCACCUGGACCACACCUCCAGCACUUCCCCCCGCCGGCAAUCCUCACCACCGCGCGACGCACUGCUGACGGCGACCGGCGCCAGCCGGCCCCUGUCCGCAGCCACAGACGCCACCUUGGAUCGCAGCGCCUUUGCCGCCGCAGGCUCGUUUGCGGCGGCGGCGGUGGCGGCUGGUGGUGCAGGAGCGGCGGCUGCGGGAGGCAACGUCAACAGUGUACAGCUGCUGCUGAACGGCCUGCCGGGCCACCGUCUGUCCCGCGAGGACUCAAGGCCGUACGCCCGAGUGGGCAGCCGGCUGCAGGAGGAAACAGUCAGCACCAUGGCCAAGAAGCGCAAGUCCGGGGCAGCAGGGGCUGCAGCAGCCGCAGCCGCAGCUGUAGCAGCUACAACUGCUGCGGCUGCUGCAUCCACAGCCAUUACGGUGCGCGGUCCGACACCCGAGAUGGCGCCGCUGGGUACCACUGCCGCUGAUGGUGGCGGUGCCGGCGGGCCCCACACCGCCGACCCCCUGAGACGCCCAGGCGAGGCCCGACUCGAGCCAUCCGUGCACUUUGGACCCAACAUCGAGAUCCCGCCGCCUGCCGCCGCCUUGCCGCCGCAGGCGCCGGUGGUUGCGGCGCCGCCGGCGCUACCUGUGUCCAUCGCACCGCCGCCGAGCAGGUCGGGUCGGGUGGUACGGUUCGAGCGGAUGACUCCAGGGCCGCUGCCUGGUCCCAUUGAGGUGGCGGUGGAUAAGGCCCUGGAGGGAGAGACCGCGGGGGAGCUGGGCGCGGGUGGUGAACAGUCCCAGGGCUUAGUAACGUACAUACAGCUGCCCUCGCCAGUCAAGGUGAGCAUUCGAAUGCCUGGAUCCUGA